AUGAACUUAUUUUCACCUAUUGCUACCUCCGCUCCCGCUGCCUCCACCAACCAUAAAAGAUAUAUUUUAGAUGGACAGCCACUAAUGCUUACUAUAGGUCAAGAUGGGCCACCACCAAUUCCUACUAUGGGUAUACGUGGACUAGUAACAAAGUUUGGCAUGGGUCGAAAAGGACAGCUACCAAUGCCUACUAUAGGUAAAGGUGGAUCACCAACAAAGCCUGGUAUGGAUCAUCGAAAUGGACCACCACCAAUGCCUGAUAUGGGUAAAGGUAGAUCAUUGCUAAUACCUGAAAUGGCUGAAAUGAGUCUGCAAAUAAAAGUGUCUAUGUAAAUUCUAUCCAUACCAAUCAGUAAAAAACGUCAUCCUCUACAUAAAUGAAAGCUGCAAGGAUAGUCAAAAAGUUGGUGAG
Rhopalosiphum maidis (corn leaf aphid) is the source of this 412-nucleotide messenger RNA. RefSeq lists its product as uncharacterized. Bases 1 to 333 code for a protein of 110 amino acids. The transcript has 2 exons. Lineage: Eukaryota; Metazoa; Arthropoda; Insecta; Hemiptera; Aphididae. The record is from RefSeq and is a predicted model, not a curated record.